UACUGAAAAUUGAAGAAACAUUGAGGAGAAAUCUGUAGUUUUCGAUUUUCGAAACGAAGCGUAGCUGGUCAAACUCCAGCUCCUUCUAUUCACCCUCUCAGCCGUUGCUCGCUCUUCCAGCUUCGGCUCCAUUUCCACAAAACCUCUGCGGAAAUCUCAAUCCGAAAUUUUGAAAAAGGGAAAAAAAAAAAAAAGAAAAAGAAAAUGAAUCUCUUGCGAAACGCAAUCAAAUCGCACGUUUCGGUUCGAACGAUCAGGCCAAUGCAAGCCUUACCAUCAUUCCUAGGAGCGUCGCCGAAACGUUUCUCCACCGGGACGGAUGAACCUCAACCGCCACAACCCGACGCCUCCGUCAAUCAAUUUAUGGAAUCUGCAAGCAAAGGAUUCGUUUUUGCGAAACUCCAUGGAAUCACAAAGCAUACAAUGAAGAGCGAUAUAAUGAGCUUGCUUGAAGGGUGUAAUCUAACGGCUGAUGAUAUUAAAGUUCACUACAGCCGCAGCUUUUUUCCUCUUGGAAUGAUGUUGCGGUUUUCAUCACCUGCUGCAUUUAGUAACGCAGCAAGGACCAUUCGGAGGUUUGAUCGGCUUUACAGGUUGGAGAAGGUUGAAGCUUCUGAUUGGGAUAUUGUUCGACCAUAUAAUGGCAAAACUGUGUUACUGCUAGGAAUCCCUCGAAAUGCACUUGUUGAGGAUGUAGAGCGCUUUCUUUCUGGUUGUGACUACGAUCCGUCCUCCAUCCAGAUGGUCACAGUUCCAAAACCAGGAACCCCAGUCCCCUUCAGAUUUACAACUGUGCGGUUCCCGUCGCAAAUCCAAGCAAUGAAUGCAUGCAUUAGCAAAAACAGAAAUGUCUGUCUCAAUAAUCAACUCUCAGUACGAGUUCUCCACUAAAUGUUCAGUCUGUUUUUCUCAUCAAAAAAAAAAAAAAAAAGAAGAAAGAGUUCAUUCUGUUUGGGGUAUCGCAUUAAGAUUGACCAUUAUGGUAGGCUUCGUGUCACAAAUUGAACUAUGUGAAUCUUUUGCCUGUUUGAUACUUAUGAGACUUGGAGCUAUAUAUUUAAGUGGAUAAGUGCUCCUGUAAUUCUUGCAGUGCUAGACUUGAUAAGUUGAUUACUGAAAUCAUAUUGGUAGGAAGUAAUGAAAGAUUGCAGCUUAACUCUUUUUG
Messenger RNA from Theobroma cacao (cacao), 1165 nucleotides. Its product is annotated as Ribosomal protein S24e family protein. Lineage: Eukaryota; Viridiplantae; Streptophyta; Magnoliopsida; Malvales; Malvaceae. The record is from RefSeq and is a predicted model, not a curated record. Gene Ontology annotation, molecular function: nucleic acid binding.